Messenger RNA from Xylona heveae TC161, 949 nucleotides. RefSeq lists its product as hypothetical. NCBI's taxonomy places the organism in Eukaryota, Fungi, Ascomycota, Xylonomycetes, Xylonales, Xylonaceae. The transcript has a single exon. The record is from RefSeq and is a predicted model, not a curated record. Bases 280 to 780 code for a protein of 166 amino acids.
UGUACGAGUUCAAAGUACAAUUUAUAUACCCCGUGUGUGAAGCCACUUCUGAGGAAAUGACAUUUUCCCCUGCAUUUUGGAUGGCAUAUAUCGUCACUUUUUGCGAUAAGAUUGACGAACCUUGCAUUGUAUCCGGUAGCGUGCUCGACACUUCUGCACUCGCUGCAUGCUUAACUGACCAUAAUUAAUCAAGAGAAAUUGUUUCCCCUCAGCCAGAGAUUCCAGAACUGUUUCCCCCGGGUUUAAGAAAUUUUGAUCUGGGUGAUCGGUUUCUCCCAGAUGCCAGUUGUUACUGCCAAUAAAAAUCGGCCUUUGCCGUCACAGUCAGGGAGUGCAAAGGCAUGGUGGCCUCUAUAUGAUGUUGGCAUCGGCGUUUGGUGGAUUUUCUUUGCUGGAUGCGGCUUCCUUUUAUCCGUUGUCAUGAUUUCUCGAAUUUCCCAACGUUGGCGACGUACUUCCGGGCGAGCACCAUCACAUACUGCGUAUGACCAGGACGAGAAACGCUGUAUGAAUCUAGAUGCACAUUCUCCAGCGUUCGCACUCCCACCAUUGGCGAACCUUCAGCAGACUUCUCAAAUGUCGAAUGCAUCUUUUCCCCCUCCCACUAUCAGGCGACACUCGCAUCCAGCGUCUGAACCGCAAUCAUUCCCAACAUUACCGCAAUCAUAUACUCGAUCUAUCCCAUCAACAAGUGACCGCUAUCCUGGAAUCAUUCAGCAUGGUGAAAUAUUCGAGUCGAACGACCAUCGUCGGCAUGUGAAGACUUUUCACAUUGCUUAAAAAGAAAGAAAAGAAGAGAAAGAGCAGCAAUGAUUCGUUUCAUGGGCAAAGAUGAUAUCACCAUCACAUCUUUGUAAAAGCAGAGAGACCCGAAAGCCGAUCCUGGAAGGGCGUUGACGGACACUGGUUCAAAAUUAGAAUCAUUUCCCGCAAAGGGCUGGGGGUUUCG